Messenger RNA from Branchiostoma floridae (Florida lancelet), 1499 nucleotides. Its product is annotated as poly [ADP-ribose] polymerase tankyrase-2-like. The record is from RefSeq and is a predicted model, not a curated record. The coding region runs from base 118 to 834 and encodes 238 amino acids. Gene Ontology annotation, molecular function: protein binding. NCBI's taxonomy places the organism in Eukaryota, Metazoa, Chordata, Leptocardii, Amphioxiformes, Branchiostomatidae. The transcript is spliced from 5 exons.
UGACUAGACAAUAGCUCACGUGACAAGACAGCUCAUAAGGUGACCAGACAACUUGCUGCUUCAGUUCAACCUCAGACAGCACACGCGCAAGGUGUCGACAACAGCGGUUCUAACAAAAUGGAUGCAACUGACGCAAACAUCUACCUAUUCGAUGCUGUCAGUAAUGGAUCACUUCGAGGCGUUGAAGCGGCUUUGAAAGCUGGUGCAGACAUUGACUGCAAAUAUGCAAGAUGCGAGGACUCAAGCCCCGGGACAUUGUUGUUCCAUGCCUCCUGCAUGGGAGAUGUAGACACCGCGAGACUGCUGCUCUGCAAGGGGGCGUCUUUGGUGAAGAGAUCAGACAGGAGCGCAUUCGCACCCCUUCAUGCAGCAGCGAUCAACGGGAGGACAGAAAUAGUGGACUUGCUGGUGCAGCAUGGUGCGACAGUGGACGUACGUGAUCGCUGCCAGAACACACCACUCAUGAGAGCUUGUGAUCACAACCAUGUGGACACAGUUCGGAGACUGCUAGAACUCGGAGCAAGGCCUGAUUUGACCGGCGGUCAUUGUCGGGCUAUAAAGAGCGAUGAAAAUGAAGAGAGUUGGAAGCUGAUACAAGAGGCGAGGAAGACCAAGCUGUUGAGAUGCUGCAACGCCAAAUGUAGCAAACCGGGCAAAAGGAAAACCGGGACCCUGAAGCUGUGUGGCCGGUGCAAGCUGACCCGCUACUGCAGCCGUGACUGUCAGAAACAACACUGGUCUGUCGGACACAAAAAGUGCUGUGGGCAUGACGUGUACUUUGAAGAGAUAGAAGACUCCUUCCAGCGAGCCCUGAGAGACAUUUGGCAUCUUUGAAAAAUGCCGCAUGGAAUCUCACUCACAAAUUAGAUUGCUAGGAUAGCUGUCUCUAAGUCCAUUUGUAUUUGGCACUAUAGAAUGCUGAAGUCCUUUGACGAGCUAGAAGACUCCUUCUAACGAGCCCUGAGAAGACUACAUUUUUCUGUAAUGACAGCAUGAUAUGCUUUGUAUAAUCCAUUCUAUCUGAAGCACGAUAUCGUGUUUGUAUCAUCUUCCUACUAAAGUGUGUGCUUAGUUAGAGACAGUCUCAGACACGUCUUGCUCUUGUCUACAUUCUCGUGUUAUUUUACUCAAGGAUAUUGGGCACAAUAAUGAAAUUGUCCUGCAACAGCACAUUUGUUGUGUACUUUUUCGAUAUGAGGAGUAGGAGAAAAUAGCAGACAUUGAAAAAGCUUGUUGUAUUGCUGGUAUCAUUCACUUGCUCACCAAGUUGAAAAAAAAACACUCGUCAAGAAAUUCUUUUUAGAAAUGUACAAGGAAGGGCGUCUGUUUGUGUCCGUUUGCGUAGUUACUACUAUUGGUAAGCUUAGUCUUUCAACAUUAUUUCCCUAUAUAGCCGUCCUCGCUUUAUUGCUGAGCAUCUGAUAUAUCUCAUUGUCUCAUUGUUAACUGUGGCUAGCAUACAAGUUUUACAAGCAGCCAAAUAAAAGUCAUUUCAUGCA